AUGGCGACGAAUUUAGUGUCACCGAAGAAAGUUGCUUCGAUAACGGAGAGAGUAUGGCAGAGUGUUUACGGGAAUUCUUCUUCGAGCAGCAGCGGCGGCGACAGCGACAGCAACCAUCAGAGGAGGUGUUCUUACGAGAGCGAUGAUGAUGAGUACGAGGAGUAUGAUGGGGUUGGGACCGUACAGUUGAUGCAGAUGGGAUCUGAAAGAACCAAGAAUGUGCUGAUUCUGAUGAGUGAUACUGGCGGUGGUCAUCGGGCUUCGGCUGAGGCUAUCAGGGACGCCUUCAGUAUUGAAUUUGGUGAUGAAUAUAGGAUAAUUGUGAAAGAUGUGUGGAAAGAAUACACUGGGUGGCCAUUGAAUGACAUGGAGAGGUCCUACAAGUUCAUGGUGAAACAUGUACAGCUCUGGAAAGUUGCCUUUCAUAGUACCUCUCCUAGAUGGAUACAUAGCUGCUACCUUGCUGCCAUUGCUGCUUAUUAUGCCAAGGAGGUAGAGGCAGGCCUAAUGGAGUACAAACCAGACAUUAUCAUUAGUGUUCAUCCAUUAAUGCAACACAUUCCACUCUGGGUUCUUAAAUGGCAAGGCCUUCAAAAGAAAGUAGUUUUUGUCACUGUUAUUACAGAUCUGAACUCUUGUCACCCUAAAUGGUUCCAUCCAGGGGUUAAUAGAUGUUAUUGCCCUUCAAAUGAGGUAGCCAAGAGAGCAUUAUAUGAUGGUCUUGAAGAGUCACAGGUUCGGGUUUUCGGCUUGCCAAUUUGGCCUUCUUUCGCAGGAGCUGUUCUUUCCAAGGAUGACUUGAGAAAAGAGCUUGAAAUGGAUACUGAUUUGCCUGCUGUUCUACUAAUGGGAGGAGGUGAAGGAGUGGGACCUGUUAAGGAAACAGCAAAGGCUCUUGGUGAAUCAUUGUAUGAUAAAGAUCAAGAGAAACCGAUAGGACAAUUGAUCGUCAUAUGCGGCCGGAACAAAGGCCUUGCCUCGACAUUGGAAUCGAAGGAAUGGAAGAUCCCGGUGAAGGUAAGAGGGUUUGAGACACAAAUGGAGAAAUGGAUGGGAGCUUGUGACUGCAUAAUCACAAAAGCGGGUCCCGGUACCAUUGCAGAGGCUUUGAUUACAGGGCUGCCUAUUGUUCUCAAUGACUACAUUCCAGGACAGGAAAAGGGGAAUGUACCAUAUGUAGUCGACAACGGAGCUGGGGUUUUCACCCGAAGUUCGUCGGAAACAGCUAGAAUUGUGGCCGAAUGGUUCAGUACAAAGACAGAUGAGCUGAAGAGGAUGUCGGAGAAUGCUCUAAAACUAGCACAACCAGAGGCUGUAUUUGAUAUUGUAAAGGACAUCCAUGAGCUAGCCUUGCAAAGAGGGCCUCUUGCCAAUAUUCCUUAUGUCUUGACAUCAUCAUUCACAAGCCUUAUUUAAUACUUAUAUGUAUAGAACAUCUAAAUAUCUUCGACCAAGAUCUGUGUAGCUAAGCUGUACUGUUAUAGCAUCAUUCUUUGGCCUCAGGUUUGUCACCAUGAAAGAGCUGCAAAGUUUUUAAAAAACAAACUCUGGGGGUUCGUUAGAUUAAUGUCAAAGUUGAAUUGUUGUAAGCUGUUAUGUUGCAAUGUUACAUGUUUUUUUGUUUUCUUUUCUACAUGAAAAUGGCAUUCUCUGCUCAAAUUUGUGAUCUGUUUGGAAUGAAAUUUGUUCUAAGCUUGCUUUUA
Molecule: messenger RNA, 1703 nt
Organism: Gossypium raimondii (Peruvian cotton)
Lineage: Eukaryota; Viridiplantae; Streptophyta; Magnoliopsida; Malvales; Malvaceae
Product: monogalactosyldiacylglycerol synthase 2, chloroplastic
Exons: 8
Coding region: 1-1416 (471 amino acids)
Biological process (GO): glycolipid biosynthetic process
Molecular function (GO): hexosyltransferase activity
Source: RefSeq, a predicted model, not a curated record